UCUGAUUGCUCUAAGCUCUGACUCAUAAACUAAACUUUUGAAAAGUUAUGCAGUGGAAAAACCAUCUCAUUUUAUAGAAGUUUUCUGUGAAAAUGCAAACUUAAUUUCGUGUUAUUAUUCUAUUUCAGGCUCAUUUAAUCUCUUUAAUCAGCAAACAAAAGACAGUGUGCCAAUAAAGUUCAUUGGACUCGCAAGGCAACGGAUCUGAAGGUGCUAUGUCUGCUUUAAAGUUUCAAAACGGUGAUGCAGAUGAUGACUGGGACACUGAUCCAGACUUUGUCAACGAUGUCACUGAGCAAGAACAGAGGUGGGGAUCUAAAACAAUCCCCGGAUCCGGGCGCGACAUUGGCUAUGUUGAUAUGAAAAAGAUUCGAGAGGAAGUAUCUGAAGCAAAUGCGAAGCAAACAAAAAAAUCGGAAUCCUCUUUUGGAUAUGGCGGGAAAUUUGGAGUCCAGACAGACAGGAUGGACCAAUCAGCUGUUGGUCACGAGUAUGUGGCUAAAGUAGAGAAACACGCCUCCCAGAAAGAUUAUAGUGCUGGGUUCGGAGGUAAAUAUGGAAUCCAGAAGGAUCGGAUCGACAAGAGUGCUGUCAGUUGGGAUCACAAAGAAGUUGUGGAAAAGCAUGGCUCUCAGAAAGAUUACAGCUCAGGGUUCGGUGGCAAAUAUGGAGUUGAGGUGGACAAACAAGAUAAAUCAGCUGUAGGAUGGGAUCACAUUGAAAAAAUUGAAAAGCACGAGUCUCAAAAAGAUUACGCGGUUGGAUUUGGAGGGAAAUUUGGCGUUCAAGCUGACCGUCAGGAUAAAUCUGCCAUGGGCUGGGAUCACAUUGAAUCGGUUGAAAAACAUCAUAGCCAAACAGAUCACAAUAAGGGUUUUGGAGGAAAAUUCGGUGUUGAAAAGGAUCGAGUCGACAAAUCAGCACAUGGAUUUACGGAAGCAGAAAAAGUAGGGACAAAUUAUGUCAAAUCAAAACCUGAAAUUGGAUCCGUCAAACCAUCAAGCCUACGAGCGAAAUUUGAAAAUCUAGCAAAACAGGAGGAGGAAGAAUCAAGGCUGAAGAAAGAAAAAGAAAGAGAGAAACGAAAACAAAGGGAAAAAGAAGAGGCAGAGCAGGCAAGGGCUCAAGAAGAAAAGAGGCUUAAAGAACUUCAGGAACAAGAGGAAAAGGUGAAAGCCAUCAACGCUGCUCCCUCUAAAUUUGAAGAAAUAGCGGCAAAUGGAACUGGAUUGAAGAAAAACGGAUUCCCUGCCAUGAGAGAAAAAUUCGCAGAUGAAACCCCUUCACCUGCUCUGAAAGAGCCUGCAAAACCACCUGUGAUUGUUGAUGCAAAGAUGAGUCAGGAAGUGAACCAAGAGCUGGAGAGGCAAAAGGCUGCGGCAGAUUCAUUAAGGCAAGAACAGCAGAAGCAAGAAGAAUUAAAACAAGAACAACUCAGGCAAGAACAGCAGAAACAAGAAGAAUUAAAACAAGAACAACUCAGGCAAGAAAUGCAGAGGCAAGAAGAAAUAAAACAAGAACAACUUAGGCAAGAAAGGCAGAGGCAAGAAGAAAUAAAACAAGAGCAACUUAGGCAAGAACAAAAAAUUAAAGAGGAGCAAGAGAAAGAAAAGAAGUUACAAGAAGAAAUGAUGAGGGAGCAACAUGAAAAAGAAUUGAAGGAGGAACUACUAAAUGAGUCGGAACAGGCGAGGUUAGAGCAAGAACUGAAAAUGCAGCAACUUCAGAUUUCAAGUAGCCCGGCUGAUGACGAUGGAGAUACUGGCCUCUCAGCUGUUGCGAUGUAUGAUUAUCAAGCAACUGCAGAUGAUGAAAUAUCUUUUGAUCCUGAUGAUGUCAUCACUCAUAUUGAAAUGAUUGAUGAAGGAUGGUGGCGGGGCUUUUGCAAAGGUCACUACGGAUUAUUCCCUGCAAAUUACGUCAUUUUGCUCGAAACACCCGAAUUUCGUGGAACACGCAACUCUUAAUCCAUAUUCUCAAAUCAAAUUAAGGUUCAACCUUAACUAAAACAUUAUCAAAUUUAAAAGUUAUACGAAUGAUUAUACUCUAAACAUGUGUACUGAUUAUUGGAUGGCACAUAGCAAUAGGCUGGCCAUGCUAUGGAUUUUUGAAGACUGGAAAAUAUUAAUGGAACUGAUAUUUUCCCCUAGAUAAUUGUAGGUCCAGUCUUACACAAUUAAUUCAGAUUUUCUCAAUUUAUAUGCAUUGAUUUUAUGACUAACUGGCGACAGGAGUUCAUUUUGAAUUGUCUGAUUUUUUUAACUGUACUAUCGCAGUGUUAUUCGCCCUAUUUCAUCGGGCAGUGUCGCAGAAAGAAGGUAUUCUAAGGGUAUCUCCAACAAGUCAAGAAGCACUAAUCUUAUUUCCUUUAUCAUUUAAUGUCGUAAUGUACCAUCAGAAGGAAGUUUAGUGCUUGAGUCUGGCACCUGCUGUCCAAAGAAAAUACCGAACAUUGAUCCAUCAUCGCUUUAAGUCUCCAAAAAUUAGGUUUUUCAAAUCCAUCCCAGAUGAAAAAUGAGGUGUGUAAUCCUAAUAACAUUGCUAAGUCAUGUCUGGAAAGUCCUUAGAUGUAUUUGUUAAGAUGUUACCGUACAAAUAAUGCCUUCAAUCGAUUUAAUAUUUGCUCAGCUCUCAAUUUGAAUAGAAUUAAUUGAACAUUUUCUAUUUUCACAUCUCUGAGUCGAUUGUUUCCCUUUUAGUGCGUUGAUUAACCAAUACUUGUUGCUUCAGAAAUGUGCAAUUAUGUCAUCUAAUUUUAAACUUAGUUUAAGCCCAUUUUUAUAUUUUUUUAAUUUUUAACGCUCUUGUGUUUUGUAACAUUAUGUGAAUUCUGAUUAUGCGUAUGCUCAGAAUAGUUAUUUGAAAUACAAAUUUUUAUUGAGUUGAAUGAUUAUUGAGAAAGAAAUUUCCCACACUAA
Bemisia tabaci is the source of this 2918-nucleotide messenger RNA. It is a transcript of the gene Cortactin, whose product is annotated as cortactin. The record is from RefSeq and is a predicted model, not a curated record. Gene Ontology annotation, molecular function: actin filament binding. Lineage: Eukaryota; Metazoa; Arthropoda; Insecta; Hemiptera; Aleyrodidae. Gene Ontology annotation, cellular component: actin filament; plasma membrane; site of polarized growth. Gene Ontology annotation, biological process: cell migration; regulation of actin filament polymerization.